AUGGCCACUAUAAAACAGAUUGAUGGACGCACAGUUCAUCAGAUACAGUCAGGGCAGGUUAUCGUUGACCUUUGCUCUGUUGUCAAAGAAUUAGUCGAGAACAGCAUCGAUGCUGGUGCAACGAGUAUAGAUGUUCGCUUCAAGAACCAGGGACUUGAUCUCAUCGAGAUAGCUGAUAAUGGAUCUGGUAUUGCCCCUGAUAAUUACCCUUCUGUGGCUCUCAAGCACCAUACAUCAAAGCUCUCAUCGUACUCUGAUAUAGCCACAUUGGAAACGUUUGGUUUCCGUGGCGAAGCUCUUGCUUCGUUGUGCGCCCUGUCUACCGUUAGCAUCACGACUUGUCAGCAAGGCGAGGCUCCUAAGGGGACUAAGCUCAGCUUCGAGACCUCUGGAAAGCUAAGCGGGACAGCUGUUGUUGCAGCCUCAAAAGGCACCACCGUCUCUGUCGAGCGUCUGUUCCACAAUUUGCCCGUCCGUCGUCGUGAACUUGAACGCAACAUCAAGCGAGAAUGGAACAAGGUGAUCGCCCUCCUUGGUCAAUAUGCCUGCAUCCAGACCAAUUUGAAGUUCUCCGUAUCUCAGCAGCCUACCAAGGGAAAGAGAAUACAUAUGUUUUCAACCAAGGGAAACCCUACAACAAGGGAGAACAUAAUCAAUAUUUUCGGGGCAAAGACAAUGACGGUCCUCGUGCCACUCGAUCUGUGCCUCGAGAUGCAACCGUCUACUGUCAAUCCGGCCAUACAAGUCGACUCUCCCCAUAAAACUACGUCUAAAGAAGUCCGUAUUGUAGGCCAUGUCUCAAGACCUUCUCAUGGAGACGGGCGCCAAACUCCAGAUCGCCAAAUGUUCUUCGUGAAUGGCAGGCCCUGUGGUCUGCCUCAGUUUGCGAAAGCAUUCAACGAAGUGUACAAAUCUUAUAACAAUGCACAAACACCCUUCAUUUUGGCCGAUAUUCAACUCGAUACACACAUGUACGAUGUCAAUGUUAGUCCCGACAAGAGAAGCAUUCUGUUGCAUGAUCAAAAUCAACUCCUCGACAAUCUGCGCACUUCCCUCACAGAUCUUUUCGAUUCACAAGACUAUGCAGUCCCUACAUCUCAGCUCAUGCCGUUUAAGAAUCGCACUGAGAUCCAAGCAACUGUCAACACACCAUUCAAGCCCCAUGUCACUCCUAGGAAGCCCCCUAGUGGCUCCUCCCCGAGCCCUGAAUCAGACGACGGGGACAAUAGCGAGAAGACACCAGUGUCAAAACUAUCAUAUGGUGGCUCUGCUAGAAGGGUCGGUAGUUCAAGAGCAUUGGAGAGAAACCUCAGCAGUCAAAACUUGAUCAGCGGAUGGGUCGAAAGGGGGGCGACUCGGCGACCAGAGAGCCGAGAGCACCAGGUACCAAAUACGGAAGUUUCAACUCCUUCUGUAUCAACGAGAUCUUCCACCAAGCGAGGAGAACCGAGUCUAUUUGUCAGAAGUCCUUCGCCUGCAUCCGAAGAAGACGAGAAUGAUACUACAAAGCCGCUGCCUGUCCGGGAUUUCAAUAAGCAGCUAAGGGCAAACUCUCACACGAAAAGUAAUUCAUCUGCUGGACCGGUCAGUCCCUCGGUUUUGGUUGAGGAGGAACCCCAAAUCCCUGCUACAAUGCCUCUAAGACGGGGCCAACAAGAUGUUGCACUUACUACUCCGAGAGAUGAGGUAGUGGGGAGUGUUGCAGACUCCUCUGAUGAUGAAGACGAAGAAGCAGAUACCACUGCUGACGAUGCUAUGGAGGUCGACAAUCCGAAGCCCUCUUUUGGGAGUCGUCUCACGCAGAUAUAUACUGCUGGUACUGUAACGACAAAUGGGAGCCAAUCUUUGCGCAAAGAACCCGACGCCGAGUUGCCUGAUGAUCCCAUAGCCUCGGAAUCGGGCGACUCAGAAUUAGCUAGCGACGUUUCUGCCGAUGAUGCAGAUACUGCUGGGAAAGGCGCUUCCGAGCCGGCUGUACCACCGCCUGCUGACGAGGUAACGGAAGAACACAAAGCACCAAGUGCUUUGCCGGACAAUCCUUCUUCCCCAGUAACGGGCGAAGUUACUUCUGUUGAUCGCAAGAGUCAAAACCAAAAGUCUAGUGUACGAAAGAAAGAAGCCAUGGCUCAACUUUGUCAAUCUGUACGAACGAGUGAAGGCCUUAUAAGAGCCGAGAUGAAAUCCUGGGCAAGUCGACUUCCUUCGAACCAAGAUUGUUCGGCUGGUGAGGACGAGGUGGCGGAUCUUGAUGCUGCCGAUGCGGAAGACAAGUUAUCCCUCACCAUAGCUCGUAAGGACUUCUUGAGAAUGAGAAUAGCUGGCCAGUUUAACAUGGGCUUUAUCAUUGCAAGCCGUCCAGCGAGUUCAAGGUCAGGCGAAGAACUCGAGGCCGCUGAGAAUGACGAGCUAUUCAUCAUUGAUCAACACGCAACGGAUGAGAAGUACAACUUUGAAAGACUGCAGGAGAUCCAGACCGUACAGUCUCAACGACUAGUCCACCCGAAAAGGCUCGAGUUGACAGCUCUCGAGGAAGAGAUCGUAUUGCAGAAUAUUCCUGCAAUAGAAGCCAAUGGGUUCAAAGUACAUGUUGAUAUGAGUGGAGAUGAACCUGUAGGCUCGAGAUGUGAAGUGCUGGCGCUUCCCAUGAGCCGCGAGGUGACUUUCUCGCUUGCUGACUUGGAGGAGUUGAUAGCGUUACUUGGUGAAGAAUCGUCAGAGUCAAAGCAUAUACCUCGACCAUCAAAGGUCAGGAAGAUGUUUGCGUCGAGAGCGUGCCGAAGUAGUGUUAUGAUUGGAAAAGCAUUGACACACGGGCAGAUGGAGAAUUUGGUGCGACACAUGGCGGAAUUGGACAAGCCUUGGAAUUGUCCUCAUGGCCGUCCUACGAUGAGACACUUAUGCCAAUUAGAUGCGUGGGAUUCAAAGGGAUGGGCAGGCGAUAGUGUGCAGAGUCCUUCAGUCUCCUGGCAGGCUUACAUGAGUGGAAAGUAA
Messenger RNA from Fusarium coffeatum, 2991 nucleotides. RefSeq lists its product as uncharacterized. Gene Ontology annotation, cellular component: MutLalpha complex. Lineage: Eukaryota; Fungi; Ascomycota; Sordariomycetes; Hypocreales; Nectriaceae. The transcript is spliced from 4 exons. Gene Ontology annotation, biological process: mismatch repair. The record is from RefSeq and is a predicted model, not a curated record. Gene Ontology annotation, molecular function: ATP binding; ATP hydrolysis activity; ATP-dependent DNA damage sensor activity. Bases 1 to 2991 code for a protein of 996 amino acids.